Molecule: messenger RNA, 969 nt
Organism: Tripterygium wilfordii
Lineage: Eukaryota; Viridiplantae; Streptophyta; Magnoliopsida; Celastrales; Celastraceae
Product: flavonol sulfotransferase-like
Exons: 1
Coding region: 1-969 (322 amino acids)
Biological process (GO): sulfation
Cellular component (GO): cytoplasm
Molecular function (GO): aromatic desulfoglucosinolate sulfotransferase activity
Source: RefSeq, a predicted model, not a curated record
AUGUCCAUGGAGAGGAAACUCGAAACAUAUAGAGAGAUCAUCUCAACUCUCCCAAGACAUGAUGGUUGGAAAAACUUUCACAAUAACCUUUGUCUAUACAAUGGCUAUUGGUGUAACCCUAAAUAUGUAGAAGGAACCAUGUAUGCACAGGACCAUUACCACCCUCUUCCUAGCGAUGUCAUUGUGAGCUCUGCUCCGAAGAGUGGCACGACUUGGCUCAAAGCCUUGACGUUUUCUAUCGUGAAUCGAUGUCAUUCCAACGACGAUGAUUUCUCCGAAACAUCAUUGCUCACUAAACAGCCUCAUGACUGUGUUCCCUUCAUAGAAACAAAACUAGUCCAAAGCCAUGGUGGUGGUGAUCAACAUUUGGACAUCUUAGGCACCCACAUACCAUAUGAUACAUUACCUAAAUCUAUCAUCACUAAUGGUUGCAAGAUUGUUUACAUAUGUAGGGAACCCAAAGAUGUUUUUGUAUCUCUAUGGCACUUUGCAAGGAAGCAUACUCCAAAAGACAAAGAAGCUGUUUCAUUAGAGGAGGCCUUUGAGUUGUUUUGUCAAGGAGUUUCCAUCUAUGGGCCUUAUUGGGACCAUGUUUUAGGGUAUUGGAAGGCAAGUCUAGAGAGGCCUCAAAAUGUUUUGUUCUUGACAUAUGAAAAUGUGACUGGCGAUACAACAUUUUACGUGAAGAAGAUUGCAGAGUUCAUAGGGUACCCUUUCUCUGCAACUGAGGAAAAUGAAGGUGCGGUGGAGCGGAUUAUUAAGCUGACGAGCUUUGAUAAUUUACGGAAUUUGGAGGUUAACAAGACGGGAAGGCAUCGUCGGAACGAUCAAGAGGUUGAGAAUAGCAUAUUCUUCAGGAAAGGUGAGAUUGGAGAUUGGAAAAAUCAUUUGAGUCUUGAAAUGGCACAACGUUUGGACAAGAUAACACAAGAGAAGUUCAGUGGAUAUGGGAUUACCUUCAAUGUCUAG